This is a messenger RNA of Bathycoccus prasinos, 801 nucleotides long. Lineage: Eukaryota; Viridiplantae; Chlorophyta; Mamiellophyceae; Mamiellales; Bathycoccaceae. The record is from the annotation of a RefSeq genome assembly.
AUGUCAGAAACAACACUUUUUUUAGUUUUUGCUACAUUUACACUCCUAUCGGCGUUGAUGGUUAUUAGGUCAAAAAACCCUGUUUACUCUGUUCUUUUUCUUAUUUUAGUUUUUUGCAACGCAGCGGGACUUUUGGUGCUUUUAGAUUUAGAUUUUUUUGCGGUUGUUUUUUUGGUCGUUUACGUAGGGGCGGUAGCUGUUCUUUUCCUCUUCGUAGUUAUGAUGUUAGAUAUUACAAUCAGUGAAGUAAAUGAAACCUUUUUACGUUAUUUACCUAUUGGGGCUUUCAUCGGCUGUAUCUUUCUGAUGGAAGUUUUUCUGAUGUUAGGGAGUGAAUUCACACCAGUAAAUAUGCUACCACAAGAUUUUUCCUUAUCAAAAGCAAAUACUUUUCAAAUGUAUUUACAAUUUUUUAUUUCUUCUGUGCCUGUUUUUUUGUCUACACUCUUUUUCAACCCUUGGUCGCUUUCACAGGUAAUCAAACAGUGGUGGGCUCAUUCAACGGAACUUCAAGAGCUUUUACAACAACUCAAUUCUCUAAAGAGUUCGGAGCAUUUUGUAGUACAAGAGUACACCCUUUGGCCCGAAACCAUUGAAAAUAUCACAACAAUUGAAGCUUUAGGUCAAGUUGUUUAUACCUAUUAUGCUUUUUUUUUCAUCGUGGCCAGUUUUAUUCUGUUAAUUGCAAUGAUUGGGGCAAUCCAAUUAACUUUGCAAAAAGAAACUCCUUCAAAAAAACAAGAAGCAUUCGAACAAAAUGCUCGAGAUUUUACUAAGACAGUGGUGAAAAUUACUCAUUAA